Molecule: messenger RNA, 1798 nt
Organism: Bombina bombina (fire-bellied toad)
Lineage: Eukaryota; Metazoa; Chordata; Amphibia; Anura; Bombinatoridae
Gene: RPRD1B
Product: regulation of nuclear pre-mRNA domain containing 1B
Exons: 7
Coding region: 75-1052 (325 amino acids)
Biological process (GO): mRNA 3'-end processing
Cellular component (GO): RNA polymerase II, holoenzyme
Molecular function (GO): RNA polymerase II complex binding
Source: RefSeq, a predicted model, not a curated record
UGACACGUGAUUUGCUUUGGGGUGAGAGGUCAGGCAGCCAUCUUGAGCUGGGCCCGGUGGCCCUGUAAACCGAUAUGGCGUCAUUUACCGAGCCGGCCCUGGAGAAGAAAUUAUCAGAGCUAAGCAAUUCUCAACAAAGCGUCCAGACCCUGUCACUCUGGCUUAUCCAUCACCGGAAACAUGCAGCAGUGAUCGUUAGUGUCUGGCACCGAGAGCUCAGGAGAGCCAAGUCAAGCCGGAAACUAACCUUCCUGUACCUAGCCAAUGAUGUUAUCCAGAACAGCAAGCGCAAGGGACCUGAAUUCACCAGAGAGUUUGAAUCAGUGCUGUUGGAUGCUUUCACACACGUGUCGAGUGAAGCAGAUGAUGGAUGCAGGAAGCCAUUGGAGAGGUUGCUGCACAUCUGGCAGGAACGCAGCGUCUACAGUUCAGAGUUUAUUCAGCAGAUCAGAAUGGCAAUUGAUAAUGAGGACAGUCCAAGGGAGCCCCAAGUGACUGAGGAGAAAACAUUGAAACGCAGUUUCCAGCAAAUUCAAGAGGAAGAUGAUGAUUAUCCAGGUAGUUACUCUCCACGUGACCCCUCUACAGGACCGCUACUGGCCGAGGAUCUCAUUAAGGCUCUGCAGGAUCUGGAGAAUGCCGCAUCCGGCGAUGCAGCUGUGAGGCAGAAAAUUGCAUCUCUCCCACAAGAAGUGCAGGAUGUAUCAUUGUUAGAAAAGAUUACUGAUAAGGAAGCUGCAGAGCGGCUUUCCAAGACAGUAGAUGAAGCAUGUCUGCUGUUGGCAGAGUACAAUGGGCGAUUGGCAGCAGAGCUAGAUGAUAGGAGGCAGCUGGCGAGGAUGCUGAUGGAUUAUACACAAACCCAGAAGGAGGCGCUAACCAAUAAAGAGAAGAGACUUGAGGAAUACAAGCAAAAGCUUGCACGGGUAACACAAGUACGGAAAGAACUGAAAUCGCACAUACAGAGUCUUCCUGACCUCUCCCUGCUUCCCAAUGUCACAGGGGGUCUGGCACCCCUUCCUUCAGCUGGUGAUCUAUUCUCCACUGAUUAGGACCAAUAUGGUUUCCGAAUGGCCCACUACCCUCUCUCUAGUACCUCCAGUAGACACCAGCAUUACAGUGGGAGUGGAGCGCGGAGACUGAAACUUUAUCGCUAUAUGAAAUGAGUGAUCCCAGCGCACCCACCAUGUUAACAGUAUAGCAGCAGUUGUUGCUUGCCUCCUCCAUGUCAUGUCUGGUGCUCAUGGACUAUGCAUUGAGUGCUGAGUGAUCAAGGACUUACUGGGUGCCUGAAAUUCAUUAUUUUUUUUUAUUAUUAUUUUUUUUUUAAAUGAUAGACUUGUCUGUGGAGAGUGCACACACAUGAGGCUUCUGUAUCAGCUUUGUUUCCCAGCAGCUUUGAAUAUAACUCUUCCCUGUUCCUUGUGAGAUGGGUGAACAUUAUUUUGCUUUAAAAGGCAGUGUUGCUGAUACUGUGAAGUGCAUUUGCUGGAUAGGAGUGAUAAUACAGAGUGUAAUUUCAGGACAAAUGUGUGGUUUGGUCAUUAACAAAACAAACAAUAUCUUCUCCUUUUGUUCAGGGGAUCGAAGCUUCAUUUUACAGUAACAUAUUGAAAAGGUUCCAUGACAACUCAAUGUAUUUUUGCAUUAAAAUGAUAUUAAUAACAUUGUAAAUAACCACAUUACUUCUUGCAUCUCACAUUUAAAAGAAAAUCCCUUUUUCUAGAAGCUUUUAAUCACUGUUCGUCUGUUAAAGAAACACUUUUUCCUUGAAUUAGAUGUACUCAUUUACCCACCG